Fusarium poae is the source of this 1533-nucleotide messenger RNA. RefSeq lists its product as uncharacterized. Gene Ontology annotation, molecular function: DNA-binding transcription factor activity. NCBI's taxonomy places the organism in Eukaryota, Fungi, Ascomycota, Sordariomycetes, Hypocreales, Nectriaceae. The record is from RefSeq and is a predicted model, not a curated record. The transcript has 4 exons. Bases 1 to 1533 code for a protein of 510 amino acids. Gene Ontology annotation, biological process: regulation of DNA-templated transcription.
AUGCCUUACUCAACUUCCCCCGACUCUCACAUUCACAACACCGACAACAUGGUUCGAUCAUCUUCAGCAGAGCCCGCAAAGAGCUCUAAGAGAAAGGGCACCCGAAGCGUUUCCACACUUACACCAUCACAACUUGCGCGCAAGAGAGCCAACGACCGAGAGGCUCAGCGAGCUAUCAGGGCGCGAACCAAGGAGCACAUUGAUCGUUUGGAGCGCGAAUUGGAGGAACUCAAGAGCAAGCAGAGCCGUGAUCAGACCGUCCAAGAGCUUCUGAGACGGAACCAGGCACUUGAGGAGGAGCUUAUGCGACUUAAGGAGAACAUGGGCGUCUCAAUGACCUCAUCACCUUACUCUGCACCUGUAUACGAUGAUAACCUUAGCUCCGGCAGCGGUGCAGUCCCCAGCCCUCGCGGCUCCCCCUUCCCUUCUGGCGACUACAGCCCCAUCCCCGACUAUGGACAGCAAUAUGUUCCCCUUCCUACCAACUGCGAGUCAUGGGCCAACACUGUUUCCUGCCCUGUCCCCUCCAACGUCUCAAGCCCCUCAUCGUCUGCCGACGACUACAGCGCCGGCUACAUCCCCACGAGCGUGCCUACUUCAUUGUUGCCCUCAAACAACACCAGCUCAUCCAGCAUCGGCGCCGUUGGCCACGGACACAAGGACGUUAUCAAGAUGGAGUAUGAGGAUGUUGACUCUCACGUGUCUAGACGCCGGAUACCGCCUCAGCAACCCUUCAAUGCAACCCGUUUCCCCCCACACUUACAUGGCUCAGCAGCAGCAGCCCGCCUGGAACAUGUAUCCCGUCUACUACCCCCAGGCUCAGUCCUCGGUCCACUGAAGGACCAAAAUCAGCCGGGUGCCUGUUGGCCGGUACCCGUCCUGACUACUCCGCCGGCCUGCCGCUUCGAUGAGCUUUUGGUCGGUUUCCUCCAAGACUGCCGUCGUAUGGCCACUACAGAGUCUCUUGCCCAUACACUGGGACCGACUCGAAUAGACGUGCGGUCUGUGUUUCGCAGUCACGACAGCCAUGGCCAGCUUGCCUGCUCGCCUUAUCCGAUCACGGAUUUGAUCCGGAGUCUGAUAGACACGGCAGGCAUGACGCGGCUUAUGGAGCGCAUCGCAAUCUUUGCGCCCCUUCAAAAAAUGAUCUGUUGGCUUGCACAGCCUACGCCAGAGAGACGCGCGCGCCUGUGCCAUGACUACGCACCGCGCCAGUGUCAGCUGACAACUCCUCACCCCCAAUGGCUUGAUCUAGUGCAUUGGGGCUCUCUGCGCGAAGCUGCUAUAAAGCGGCAGGAUCUCUACGCUACAGAAGAGUUUCAGAGGAUCUACUUUGACUCCCUGCGCCUUGUCAACUGGCCUUACCAGCCGCUAGAGAGUCUAGUCACGGAUUCCCAGACGGGCCAUGUUGGUCUCACAGACGCUCUUACGGCCCAUGCCAUGAAUGGGUCCAAUUGGCGUCUCAAUGAGACGUUUACGCAGCGGUACCCUGAGCUUUCUGGCCUAGUGGCCUUGGAGCAUAGCCAUCCUUGA